Molecule: messenger RNA, 387 nt
Organism: Homalodisca vitripennis (glassy-winged sharpshooter)
Lineage: Eukaryota; Metazoa; Arthropoda; Insecta; Hemiptera; Cicadellidae
Product: DNA polymerase zeta catalytic subunit-like
Exons: 2
Biological process (GO): double-strand break repair via homologous recombination; error-prone translesion synthesis
Cellular component (GO): zeta DNA polymerase complex; nucleus
Molecular function (GO): DNA-directed DNA polymerase activity
Source: RefSeq, a predicted model, not a curated record
GUGAAGAUGGUUUAAAAUGUUCUCUCUGCGCAUUGUAAAUGUGGAUCAUUACAUGAGCCCACCGAAAUCGGGGCUGGAUCUUACGUACUCUCAGUUCAGAGGAAAUCAAAUAAAAACAGUCCCUGUUGUUCGAAUCUUUGGUUCAACACCCUCAGGUUGCAAAACAUGUCUCCACAUCCAUGGUGUGUUUCCGUACAUCCUUGUACCUUACAGUGGGACAGGAGAUGCCGGCCGUGCCAUGUACCAGUUAGCAUCCAGUCUUGAUAAGGCAAUCAAUGUAUCCACGGGUUCCUCUUAUUCAAAAAAACAACACGUGUUUAAAAUUGUACAGGUUUCUGGAAGGUAUGCAUCAAACUUGUGUCUUAUAGAAAUGCUUUUGUUGGGAAU